Molecule: messenger RNA, 1519 nt
Organism: Synchiropus splendidus (mandarinfish)
Lineage: Eukaryota; Metazoa; Chordata; Actinopteri; Syngnathiformes; Callionymidae
Gene: natd1
Product: protein NATD1
Exons: 3
Coding region: 105-449 (114 amino acids)
Source: RefSeq, a predicted model, not a curated record
GCUGAUUUGGCUCCGUGAAAUGUUUUGCUCUCUCACGCUUCAUCGUUUCAUGAAGCCAUUUCAGGUUAGCGACGCCGCUCGGUAGCGAACGGCCGACUCCCACCAUGGCUCAGGCGGCUCCAACAGCUGCGGCCAACGCUUUCGAGAACGGCAACACUCCGAUCCAGGUGGAACACGACAAAAAGCGGCGACAGUUUGUCAUCAGAUUCAACGGCUCUCACGACCGGGCGGUUCUCCUCUAUGAAUAUAUCGGAAAGAAGACAGUGGACUUGCAACACACAGAGGUUCCGGAUGCCUACAGAGGACGAGGGAUUGCCAAACAUCUGGCCAAGGCGGCCAUGGAUUUUGUGGUGGAGGAGGACCUGAAAGCUCACCUCACCUGCUGGUACAUUCAGAAAUAUGUCAAAGAGAAUCCUCAACCUCACUACUUUGAUCACAUUUAUCGAUGAGCUGGGAGGACGGACGCUGACAACAAUAAACGGACGGUCAUGUGACUAGAUCCUGACGUGAGUGCAGGGGACACCGUGAUCCAUCUGUGAGUGCUCAUUACCGUCCACAACAACCUGAUGAACAGAACCAGCUGGCAGGGGCUUCCACUGAAGCUCACAGACUCACCAGAAUCCCAGCUGCUAGGAAUGAGUCAGCAUUAACUCUCACCCCUUUGUGAAACCCCUGUGAACCACAGCAACACUUGUUUUGUCAUUAUCCUUGUUGUGGCUCAUUUUGUUUCCUGUUUGCAGUGAAACACUGAGCAUUUGAGCAGUUUCACCUGAUACUUUUUUUCAUACAGGCCAAAACUAAAGCUGUAGUGUGGGGCAAAAGAUGUUGUUUAUCCACUCAGUGCUGUGUUUGACACCAAAUGUUAUGUGGUAGUUUUAUAAUAGGCAAUUAUUCAUGACCAUUUUCCAUCUCUGUCGAUGCAAAUUGACUUUGCUUUUGACAAUUCUGUGCUCCAAAGUCUAAGCAGGAGCAUUUUUAAUGUUGAAAAAAGUUGUUUUUUUGGUUGUUUUAAUCUUAUAUUUGUGUGAUAAUCCACUUUUUUUUUCAGUCUGUUCUGUAGUUGUGUGUAUGCUGAAUCUUUUUUUUGUCUUAUUUUGAAAGGCCAUCUUCUAUUAUCAAUGUGUUUAUGUAUUUUAAAUCAUUCCAGUUUACAGCCAAAGACCUAAACCUCUUCAGAUGAGUCGAUAACUACACUGUGCUACAAGAGUUUGGUUCCAUUUCUCAGCAUGAACCUGGGCAUUUUCCAUCGGCAAGUCGUCUGGUCGUAAAUCCAGCUCCUGUCGAAACUGUCGCUGACAGCGUGCUUUUUAUAUAACUGUGUUCAUGGUGAGCUCUGCUGUCGACAAUCUGAUGUGUGGACGAGAAACAACAUCUCAGGUUCGUCCACAGUCUGCUGGUGGUGACGUGGAACAAUAAGUACUUUAUUAAAGAAAAGUCUGAUUUCACUGUUUGAGUGUGAAAUGUAUAGCAAUCCUGAUGUUUCUCUGUAACCGUCUUGAAUAAAUUAAUGCAAUACUGA